AUGGGCUCUCCGAUUUCUCCUGUAAUCGCUAACAUCUUCAUGGAACACUUCGAGAAAGAGGCUCUCAGGAAAGCCCCAAAGAAACCAGAAGUCUGGUUCCGGUGGGCGGACGACUUCAGGCGGAGUUUCGAAAGGAAACAUCCCAUCUUACUGCCCGCACAAUACAAGAUCAUACGUUUGCUGAUCGAAAGAGAGCAUCGUGCUUUACUACAUGCUAAUCCACAAUUGCUGCUGGCAUCAAUACGCCAGCAAUACUGGCCGCUAAACGCAAGAAAUUUGGUGCGUCAGGUUUGCCGUUCCUGUGUCUGGUGUGCUAGGCAUAACCCAAGAGGACUAAUACAAGCGAUGGGAUCCCUUCUCAGCGAUAGAGUGCAGCCAUUUAGAGCAUUCGCCGUCACGGGAAUCGAUUUUGCUGGAUUAAUCACUACCCUUAUCAACAAAGGACGAGGUCGAAAAACAUGCAAAUCCUACAUAGCAUUAUUUAUAUGCUUCGCCACCAAAACCAUUCAUCUCGAGGCUACAAGUGAGCUAUCUACGACGGCCUUCCUAGCCACGUUACGCCGCUUCAUUGGUCGGCGAGGUUCGCCUCGAAAGAUUUGCAGCGAUAAUGCCAUCAAUUUCGUGGGUGCUAAACGCGAAUUACAAGAAUUGUACGCUUUUCUCCACACAUCUAUCAUUUGGAAAGUUGGCGGCGCGUUGCAGGAGAGAGGCAUAGAAUGGAGCUUUAUUCCUCCAUAUUCACCGCAUCUAAGAAGUCUAUGGGAAGCAGGAGUCAAAUCCUGCAAAUAUCUCCGCAGAGUCAUGGGCAAUACUUUGUUUACCUUUGAGGAAUUGACAAUGUCUCUCGUGCAGAUUGAAGCGUGCCUGAAUUCGAGGUCGUUGUCACCUCUAUCCUCUGAUCCUUCUGAUCUGUUAGGUGGGAAAUAG
Acromyrmex echinatior (Panamanian leafcutter ant) is the source of this 927-nucleotide messenger RNA. RefSeq lists its product as uncharacterized. Gene Ontology annotation, biological process: DNA integration. Gene Ontology annotation, molecular function: nucleic acid binding. NCBI's taxonomy places the organism in Eukaryota, Metazoa, Arthropoda, Insecta, Hymenoptera, Formicidae. The record is from RefSeq and is a predicted model, not a curated record.